CUUAAAAAUAUGAAUCAUUUGUGGAAAUCGAUAUACCGAUUACGGUUACACUCGCGCAACCCAGCACCAGGGUACGGAAAAGUGUUAAGAAGUCAGCCGGCUUCUUCAUCCUCGACCGAAACCGGUGUCCCCAAAGAGAAGAUAGUGAUACCGAACCGGAUCGAACGUGGGCCAACCGAUAUAUUGAUGGCACUUUCCGCCACGGUUGGUUUUGAUCCGACUGCACCGCACUACAAAUAUCAUGACGAUCCGUACCUGAUACCGACCUCGAACGCGAACAAGAAAACGUUCGCCUUGGCACAGGAAGCUGGUCGAAAGGCGGCACACUGGAUACGGCAGGAGAACGCACAUCUGUUCCAGCACAAGGAAGCUGAUCCACCGGUACAAGCGUUCGUACCGACGAUGGUGUAUAACGAGGAGAGUAAGGUGGAAACGACCGAUCUGCAGAAGCUUAUAGACAGUGUGGAGGUGAAGGAUGCCAUUCUCGUCUACAAUCUGCUGAAAAAGAGCGGCAUAGAGGUUGGGGAUGAACUGAAACAACAAUUGCUGGAACUGGUGUGCUUUUACAACCACGAAGAUACACUUCCGGAACAAUUCAUCGAGGAGCGUUGGUUCCGUCAGGGUACGGUUGGUCGCGAAAGACAGCGCAAAACGUGGAAAGAUUUUGAGCUAGCGGAGGAACUAUUUCAUGGACUGGAAACGAAACGCCCAGAGCACUACUGUGCCAUGAUCCGUGGGAUGGCUCGCUUCUUCCAGGUAGAAAAAGCAUGGGCCCUAUACCAGGAAACGAUCGAAAAGGGUAUCGAGCUGGACACGAACACGUUCAACAGUCUGCUGCACAUCGCAUCGUUCCUGAAGGAAAGCUACGACAAGCGGUGGGAUCUAGUGUGCGAAGUGAUGUCCACCAUGAAGCAGCAGCAACUGCGUCCGAAUCUUGGCACGCUUAAUGGCAUCCUACAGACGGUCACGACAAUCGGUGGAUACAAUCAUCCCCGGACGUACGCGCUGAAAACGCUGGCCGAGUUUAAAAAGCUCGGCAUCGAACCAUCGCUUGCCACGUGGUACUACAUGUUGGUGAUUUUCUGUCGCGAACGAGGUCCAGUUAGUCACGUGCUGCACGAUAUCAUGAACGAAAUCGAAGGCAAAGAGUUUACCAUCCAUGAUCCGAAGGAUACGUUCUUCUUUGUGACGGCGAUGGACGUGUGCCGUAAUCAUCUGCACGACAAGGAGCUUGCCAAACGGGUAAACCAAUUGCUUCACCACGGCGAAAACUACAACCUGAUCGGGGACUCGUACAAGGAAUCGAUCUACUAUCGACACUAUUUCACACUGCUCGCCACCACAGAGCCACUGGAAAGCUUCCUGGACACGUACCAUCUGCUCGUGCCGAACGUCUACACGCCGGAACCGUCGGUGAUGGAGGACAUUUUGCGUUCGGUUGAGAUGAACACGGCCAUCGAACACAUACCGCUGCUGUGGUCACACAUGGUACAGUUCGAUCAUACUAACCGGGAAAAUCUACUCAAUCUGCUGCUGCACAUUAUGGUCACGAGCGAACCCUCGAAGGAUGACCCAAAGCAUGCCGAUCUGGUUCAGCGGUUUGCUAACAUCGCUUGGGACAUGUGGAACCGUAUGGAGGAACGUGCCGCUGCACCACGUGCCACUACAUCUACCGGUAUGGCCGGGCCGAUGUUGGGUGAUGUUUUGCUACUGUGUGCUCGGGCUGGUGACUACGAGAAGGCUACGGGUGUGUUUACGAAGCUGAGCAAGGAACAGAACUCGAUUGUUGGUGAACCGAGGGUGGAUGGGCUGCGGGAGUUCGUUAACCUAUGCAUCACAAACCGAGCCCCGUCGGUAGCGAUACAGUGUCUGCAGUACUGUAGCGAGAACGGCUAUGCGGAGAGUGUGGAUAUAGGUCGUCAUAUAUUCAACUCGUUUGCAUUGGAUCAGUCGCAGGUGUCGAAAAUACGCAGCCUGGUCGGUGCGGAAGCGAUUAAGCCAGUUAGUCCAAAGGAAGAUGCAGCUGGAAGCGAAUGAGGUUAGACCUUAAUA
Anopheles maculipalpis is the source of this 2052-nucleotide messenger RNA. Its product is annotated as protein PTCD3 homolog, mitochondrial. Gene Ontology annotation, biological process: mitochondrial translation. The record is from RefSeq and is a predicted model, not a curated record. The coding region runs from base 10 to 2037 and encodes 675 amino acids. The transcript has a single exon. Lineage: Eukaryota; Metazoa; Arthropoda; Insecta; Diptera; Culicidae. Gene Ontology annotation, cellular component: mitochondrion. Gene Ontology annotation, molecular function: protein binding; ribosomal small subunit binding; rRNA binding.